Messenger RNA from Fundulus heteroclitus (mummichog), 1946 nucleotides. RefSeq names its product musashi RNA binding protein 1b (gene msi1b). The transcript is spliced from 15 exons. Gene Ontology annotation, cellular component: cytoplasm. The coding region runs from base 246 to 1295 and encodes 349 amino acids. The record is from RefSeq and is a predicted model, not a curated record. Lineage: Eukaryota; Metazoa; Chordata; Actinopteri; Cyprinodontiformes; Fundulidae. Gene Ontology annotation, molecular function: RNA binding.
GGAGGUAGCGGUGGCGGGAUGAGAGAGGGACAGCAGCGGGGACCGAGAGAAGGAGGUGGAGUCUGUCUGUCCCAGUCUGCAUCUGGCCCGCUCCCCUCUCUGUCACCCCGGGCCAAACCCGCCCAGCUCCUCUCACUCUCUCUCCGCCUGUCCUCCCGCACGGCUCGGCUCGGCUCGGCUCGGCCCAGGACGCACCAACCCGCCCACCAACCCACCCAGGCUCACACACACCGAGAGGACUCGGCAUGGACACGGAAGGGAGCCAGAGCAGCCUGUCCGUCACGGACUCCCCUCACGACCCCUGCAAAAUGUUCAUAGGUGGACUCAGCUGGCAAACAACACAAGAGGGUCUGAAGGAGUACUUCUGCAAGUACGGCGAGGUGAAAGAGUGUAUGGUGAUGCGAGAUCCGGUUACCAAGCGCUCGAGGGGUUUCGGAUUUGUCACCUUCGUGGACCAGGCCGGCGUGGACAAAGUUUUGGCCCAGAGCAGACACGAGCUGGACUCCAAAACAAUUGAUCCAAAGGUGGCUUUCCCUCGGAGAGCUCAGCCCAAGCUGGUGACUCGAACCAAGAAGAUCUUUGUGGGCGGCCUGUCGGUCAACACAACUAUCGAAGACGUGAAGCAAUACUUUGAUCAGUUUGGCAAGGUUGACGAUGCCAUGCUCAUGUUCGACAAGACCACAAACAGGCACAGAGGGUUCGGAUUUGUGACAUUCGAGAACGAGGAUGUGGUUGAGAAGGUUUGCGAGAUCCACUUCCACGAAAUCAACAACAAAAUGGUGGAGUGCAAGAAGGCUCAACCCAAGGAGGUGAUGUCCCCCACGGGCUCAGCCAGGGGGCGCUCUCGCGUGAUGCCCUACGGGAUGGACGCCUUCAUGCUCGGAAUCGGCAUGCUGGGUUAUCCCGGCUUCCAGACCGCCACUUACACCAGUCGGAGCUACGCGGGCAUCACUCCUGGAUACACCUAUCAGUUCCCUGAGUUCCACUUAGAGAGGACUCCCCUUCUGACUUCACCCCACCCCCCUGAGCUCACAGCCAUUCCUCUCACAGCGUAUGGACCAAUGGCAGCGGCGGCGGCAGCAGCGGCAGUCGUUAGAGGCUCCACCCCUUCUCGCACAGCAGGAUUUUUAGGAACUAGCAGCCCGGGUCCGAUGGCAGACCUGUACGGAACGGCCAGCCAGGAGUCGGCUGUCAGCAGCUACCUCAGCGCUGCGAGCCCAGCCCCGAGCACCGGCUUCAGCCACAGUUUGGGGGGCCCUUUGAUUGCCACCGCCUUCACUAACGGCUAUCACUGAGAGCUGCAGAGCCGCAGACUGAGAGCUGGAAGGAGUUGAAGCUACGCUGGAGCUGAUCUGGUCCGUCUCUGUCCAGUCCACGUCUCCCCCUGCUGUGUUCGGGUGGCUGAACCUUCGCCCCCCCCUCCCCGCCCGGUGUCAGCCGCAUCCCAGCCCACAUUACUGACACCACACUAAACUCCACCUUAACCAUCACUUUGCAGAGAAAAAAAAAGAAGAAGCGUAUCACUACAUGUUAUAGCAACACUUUCAGAUGCUGUAUUUUUUUUGUUGUUGUUUUUGUCAUGUUUUCUCCUGCUGUUUUCCUGUUUUUAGCUGUAUUUUAUUUAGUUUAUUGUCCUCUCCCAAAGGAUCACUGAGAGAAGACUAGUUAGGUCUCCAACAUGCCUGUUUCAAGCUGUAAAAUGACUGUAUAUUUCUCUAUUUUACGCUGAUUUUCAACACUUAAUACUAAUUUUUUUCUGAAAUUAUGUCAGGAACUGUUUAUCUGGGUAGGUUUUAACCAUGAGUUGUUACACUAAUUAUUGUCUUAGCGGCGCGGACAAAUUUACGGCCCCCAGUAAAAGUCGCUAAAAAGCUUUAAAUGACAUUCAUCUUUUAUUGCAGUAGCAUAAUCUCACACUGAAGAAUGUAGAAAAUCCCAACCUGUAA